CACGUUUCAGUACUUAAUAUUUUCACUUUCUGAUUCAAAUCUGUCCAAAUUGAACAAGUUAAACCACUAAUAGAACUUUCACGCACAAAUGUCAAGCUAUUAUUACUUGUAAGGUUCGGGGCUCAUCCAACAAGGUUAGGGGGCUCCGUCUCUAAUGGAAUCAGCAUGCAUGCCACGCGCCGCGCCUACUUACCAUGAGCGAUGCGGAACACAGGUCACAUGAGGAAUUUAAUUGUGUUCCAUUAUCAUAUUUAACUUCUUUUACGGUAAGUCAAAAGUGAAAACGGAAUGGGUGGCAGCGCUCAUCGUCAUUCGUCACCGGCGAUCGAUGGAGGCAACGUCUUUCGGAAGGAUACUUAGAAAUUUAAAUCCUCAGAAUGGAAUUGUCCGCGCGCUGCGUAGCAGUAUUGUUGCUCUGCGUGUGUGUUUCUGCGAUAGUCGGCCCGGCUGGAAAUGGCACUAAAGCCAUUAAAACUGACACCUACUUGGAUGCUUACUCCAAAUCGCGGAUCGAAGCUGAAAAGGCUAAAAAAGGAGUCAUUAUAGUUACUGCUAAGGACGGAGAAAAAAAGAUUUCCAAUCGUGAUGACAGUUUUUCCGGUUAUGAUUAUUCCCCAUCAUACACAGAUAGCAGCUUUAGCUCUUCAAGCUCUGGCUUUUCAGGUCCUCCUUCUAAUAACUAUCUACCGUCAAACCCCGUUAAGUUCGAGUCGGAGAUCACCUAUAACGCCCCAACGAAUAACUACGGACCUCCGCCGCAGAAGUAUGGUCCUCCGGCAAAUAGUUACGGACCGCCAGCGCAGACGUAUGGACCUCCCGCGCAGUCGUACGGACCGCCCGCGGCCGCGUACGGACCUCCAAAACCUGUAUACGGGCCCCCUCCACAACCUACGUGGCCCGGCAUGCCUUACACAGCGCCCGGCCUGGGAUUUCUCGACAAAUUGUCUUUGAAACUGGAUAUUUUAACGAUUGCAAAGCUGCUGCUGAAGUUGCUGAUCUUUAAGAAGAUUGUGACGAUGAUCGCCGUUGUGUGUAUGCUGCUCGUGAUUCCGAAGCUGAUUUCGUUCAAGAAAGAUAGUGGUGCCAGCAACGAUGAAGACGAGAGGACCUUUGGAAAUAGCAAUUUCGUACAACUGACGUCAGCACAGCAGCUGUUGGAACGCGCGAUAUCCGUAUACGGUCGGCAGGAGCCCGGCUGCGGCGUUGUAUGCCGGCUCCGGAGGGUGGUGGACGACAUCUACGAGUUCCAACCUUAUGUCAGGCACAGCUAGUGAGGGUCCAGUACCUAGGUAAGAAUUAAUAUUAGGUGCCAUGCAAUUAAACAAGUAAAGUCAUAAAUUAUUGUAUUAGAAUAAGUAUUUAUUUGGAAUAUGUUAGUCAAUUAAAUAAAUAAAUUUGUAUAUAGUUGUA
Cydia pomonella (codling moth) is the source of this 1410-nucleotide messenger RNA. RefSeq lists its product as uncharacterized. The record is from RefSeq and is a predicted model, not a curated record. Bases 378 to 1271 code for a protein of 297 amino acids. The transcript has 3 exons. NCBI's taxonomy places the organism in Eukaryota, Metazoa, Arthropoda, Insecta, Lepidoptera, Tortricidae.